AUGUACGGACGCGCAGACAGCACGAGUAGCCGAAUCCGCGCUGCAUUCAGCGGUCGUCUGAGUAGCAGUACUUCAACUAGUAGUGAUGAUCAUGAGUCUCCUCAGACGAACGUGUUUGCGCCGCUGGAAGAGGUCUGGGAGGCACUGGAAGAAUGGUUUCUGUUGCUACUGAGUGAAAUGGAGGAUAUUGAGGGUGAAGCAGGGAUAGAUGACUGUGUCCUCUUAGAUGAUGGCAUAG
This is a messenger RNA of Paramuricea clavata, 238 nucleotides long. The record is from the annotation of a GenBank genome assembly. NCBI's taxonomy places the organism in Eukaryota, Metazoa, Cnidaria, Anthozoa, Malacalcyonacea, Plexauridae.